AUGUGUGGCAGCAAAAGAAACGCCACCAGGAACACUGACAGCAGAACCAGCAGCAGCACUAGCGACUUCAGCCCCAAUUGCCACUUGCGUUUGCUGGACGAAGAGGCACUGCAGCUUUUCCCCUCCGCGGUGCCUUUGGCCUGUACCGAGCUACCUGCUAGAGCCAACUGCAGCAGUAAGCAUGACAACACCAGCAGCAGCAAUGGGGAGCAUGAGACGUGGUAUAUGAUACUGCACGGCAUAUUGGGUGGGAGGCGCAACUUGCGGAGUUUGGCCGCAAAUAUUAUCUGUGGAAACACAGAAACAACUGCUCAAAGUAGCACCUCCUGUAGCCACCAAAGGGGAGCUCCGCGGGGUCGGCAACGGGCGUUUUGUUUCGAUCUAAGGGGCCAUGGCUGCAGCGGGAGGGGUGAAUUGAAGUUGCAUCUGAUGGCGAGGGAUGUGUACGCCCAAAUAUACUUGCUGUUAACGGAAUUGGCGAAGAAACGACGGGUGGAUAUCGGCUCGCUGCUGGCAGAGACUGGCAGCGGCGCCAACAGCAAAAACGGUAGCAACAGCGGUGUGCUGCUUCCUCACUGGCCGGGCAUUAUGCGCGUGCAUGCGCUAUCCAAAGCCCUUGGCGUCCGUUUAGUGUUGGUUGGCCACAGCUUUGGGGGCAUGGUUUGCAUGCAGUCAGCUUUAGACACAUUGGGACUUCCUGUCUUUGCAGCUGUUGUUGUACUUGACAUCGCCCCAAGCCCCUACCUGCUGCAGCCGCACCUGCUGUCACCCGAAGUUGCUUCAAGGGAAAGCACGAGCAUAUUUAUACCAUUUGACACAAACAGCAGCACUAAAAGCAGUAGCAGCAAAAGGAGCACAAGCAGCGAGAGCGGCAACAGCAGCAGCAGAAUAGCUUGUUGUUUGGACGUGGCUCGUUUGGUACCUCCUCCAAAGGAGGGGGGAUACUCUUCCGCUGCUCUUAUAUCUAUCUUGGCUGACAUUUCUCUGCCUCUCUUCAGCACGAAAGCUGCUGUAGCCAAGGUGCUGCAGCAACUGCAGCCCCCUAUCAACCCCGCAGUGAUAAACUGGCUAUUGCUAUCUCUGUCGACCAAUAAGCAGAGAACAGCUGAGCUUGAGCACCUCACUAGACAGCAAACAUGCGUAUCAGACGGAGCCAGAAUCAAACAGGGAGUAGUAAUGCCGCAUGAAAUGCAGCGACAGCAGGACAUGCAACAGCUGCAACAGCACCUGGUGGAGAAGCAGUUUGACGACGCCUUAUGCUGGCACUUGGACCUUCUGGCCCUCCAGGAACUGGUUGCAACUAAUAUUAGCAUGGGCUUGGCUGCUGCGCCUCUGUCCGUGCACAACCCGGAGCUGACAGCAGCACCAGGGACAGCAACGGCAACAGGAACAUCAGCCACAGGGAGCAGACCAUCCUACACAGGCCCAUGCCUCUUUGUGCGGGGGGCCCUCUCGCCUUGGCUCAACUACAAGCAGCAGCAGCCUUCUAUACACCGCCAUUUCCCGAAAGCAACCCUGCGCGAGGUGACGCACGCUGGUCACUGGCUGCACGCACAGCAGCCCCAGCAAACAGCAGCCACUAUUAUGCAGUUCUUAAGGGCGCUUGGCUUGCAGUGA
This is a messenger RNA of Eimeria necatrix, 1617 nucleotides long. Its product is annotated as hydrolase, alpha/beta fold family domain-containing protein, putative. The transcript has a single exon. The coding region runs from base 1 to 1617 and encodes 538 amino acids. The record is from RefSeq and is a predicted model, not a curated record. Lineage: Eukaryota; Apicomplexa; Conoidasida; Eucoccidiorida; Eimeriidae.